AUGUUUGCGCUCAAGCUAAUUGUAUUGAUUUUCUCGAUCUCCACAAGUAUAGCAUCGGGAACUGUUCCAACGUUCAAACUCAACGAUGGUCGUGAUAUGCCCCGCUUUGGUCUCGGCACUUGGCUCGGCUCUAUGGAAACUUCUGGUGAUGUAAAGAAGGGCGAAGUUGAAGAUUCUGUUAAGUGGGCUAUCGACGCUGGAUACAGGCAUAUUGAUACUGCUUCUAUCUACGAUACUGAGGAUGAGGUUGGCAAAGCAAUAAACAAAAAAUUGGCAGAGGGCGCUGUAAAGAGGGAAGAUUUGUUUGUUACCACAAAGUUGUGGAACGACGCCCAUGCACGAGAAGCAGUUGUGCCAGCAUUAAGAAAGUCACUCGAAACACUUAAUUUAGACUACGUCGACCUUUACCUUAUACACUGGCCAAUAGCGCAAUAUAAAAAUGGUACCUACUAUGAUGUGGAUUACUUGGAAACUUGGGAGGGAAUGAUCGAAGCUAAGAAAUUGGGUCUUGCUAAGUCUAUCGGAGUUUCCAAUUUCAACCAGCAGAUGCUUGAGAGGCUUAUCUCUAAGAGCUCUAUCAAGCCCGCCGUGUUGCAAGUGGAGAUAAACUUAAACCUGCAACAGCCAGCGUUAAGAGAAUACUGCCGCCAGCAGAACAUCGUAGUAACCGGCUACACGCCUUUUGGAUCCAUCUUCCCCAACAAAGCUCGGUCAGAUGCACCUCCGCCACGUGUGGAUGACCCCACCCUCGUACAGAUCGCUAACAAGUACAACAAGACAGUGCCACAAAUAGUCCUUCGAUACCUGGUAGAACUGAACGUUAUACCAAUACCCAAAACGUUAACCAAGUCGAGGGUGGAACAGAAUAUCGAUAUAUUCGACUUCGAACUAACGCAAGAAGAGAGGGACCUCUUCAAGGGCUACGACAAAAAUUAUAGAACAAUCGCUGGUAAAGAGUGGAUAGAUUCACCUUAUUAUCCGUUUGAAAAGAAUUAA
Messenger RNA from Parnassius mnemosyne (clouded apollo), 996 nucleotides. The record is from the annotation of a GenBank genome assembly. Lineage: Eukaryota; Metazoa; Arthropoda; Insecta; Lepidoptera; Papilionidae.